CAAUCAAUUCUCACUUCAGUACUGGCCAGCUGCUACCCGAUUGCCCAUUCUCUCUCACCUCUUCCUCCUCCUCGCCACACAAUCUCCUCUAUGUCACCCUCAUACGGAAGACCCACUCAUUGCUUCCAAUUUGGAUUCCCCUGCAUCGAUGGCCUGGAGUGGUAUGUCAUUCGAUGACCUCCUCAAUAUAUCAGCAACAAGCAAAAAAUUU
Molecule: messenger RNA, 211 nt
Organism: Trichobilharzia regenti
Lineage: Eukaryota; Metazoa; Platyhelminthes; Trematoda; Strigeidida; Schistosomatidae
Source: the annotation of a GenBank genome assembly